UUUUGCUUUGCACGUUGGAGAGAAAAAAGUGUUUCAGGUGCUGGUGGUGGGGGGUACAGUGGAGUCAAGUACAAGUCGAGUCAAGUACAGCCGAGAGGUGUAAAAAAUCCAAGUAUCAUCGAAAAAGUACCGAUGACGGUUGAUUUUUCAGUGAUUAGUACCUCAAAAUUUUCAAACCUCAAGCAACCACCCCCCUCCCCUCAACCCCUGAUAAUUAUGGUUUUUGUGGUACCAAAAAAAGACCAUUAGUACUCUAGUGUCAGUGUUUCGGCUCAGGACUCGAGCCGUGCACUUUGAAGCUGAUUCUCGUUAAUCGAAAUAUUCCAGUAUUUAACUGUUGAAACACGUCAGGAGACACGUCGUGAGCCAUGAAUGCCUCCGAACACGGGUUUAACCCAGCCUUUAACAUGGCCUCAAUAAGGCAGGCUUUGAAUGAGGCUGUUGAAAGAGUAUCAACAGUGAGAAUGCCAGCACCCACGCGGCUCAGGGAUUUGAUAAGGCAGAUAAGAGCAGCUAGAACAGCUGCUGAAGAACGUACAGUUGUGAAUAAAGAGUGUGCGUACAUCAGGUCAACAUUUAGAGAGGAGGACAGUGUGUGGAGAUGCAGAAACAUCGCAAAAUUACUGUACAUUCACAUGUUGGGUUAUCCAGCACAUUUUGGUCAAUUGGAGUGCCUCAAGCUGAUUGCCUCUCCAAGAUUCACAGACAAGCGUAUAGGAUAUCUUGGAGCAAUGUUGUUGCUCGACGAGAGACAGGAUGUCCAUUUAUUAAUCACCAAUUGCCUGAAACAAGACUUAAAUAGUCCGACUCAAUUUGUAAUUGGCUUAGCCCUAUGUACCCUGGGUGCAAUAGCAUCGCCAGAAAUGGCUCGUGAUUUAGCAGCUGAAGUCGAGAGACUCAUGAAAUCACCAAACGCAUAUAUCCGUAAGAAGGCAGCACUCUGUGCAUUUAGAAUAAUCCGUCGUGUCCCAGAGCUGAUGGAGAUGUUCCUCCCAGCAACAAGGAGUCUAUUGACUGAGAAAAAUCAUGGAGUGCUCAUUACCGGUGUCACGUUAAUUACAGAAAUGUGUGAAAACAGUGUGGAUACCCUCAACCAUUUUAAAAAGAUCGUUCCCAAUCUGGUGAGAAUCUUGAAGAACUUGAUACUCGCUGGGUACUCCCCUGAGCACGACGUGUCAGGUGUGUCCGAUCCAUUUCUCCAAGUGAAGAUUCUUCGCCUGUUGAGAAUUCUGGGGAGAAAUGAUGUCGAUGCCUCUGAAGCCAUGAACGAUAUUCUUGCACAAGUCGCCACUAACACUGAGACCAGUAAAAACGUUGGCAACACCAUCCUCUACGAGACCGUUCUCUCCAUAAUGGACAUCAAGAGUGAAAGCGGCCUGAGAGUUCUAGCUGUCAAUAUUCUUGGACGAUUUUUGCUUAACAACGAUAAAAAUAUUCGUUAUGUUGCACUUAACACACUCUUGAAAACUGUUUAUGUGGAUACGUCAGCUGUUCAAAGACAUCGAUCAACAAUUUUGGAAUGCUUGAAAGACCCGGACGUGUCGAUCAGAAGGCGUGCCAUGGAAUUAAGUUUCGCUCUCGUCAAUACGAACAACAUCAGGAAUAUGAUCAAGGAACUUCUCCUGUUCCUGGAAAAAGCUGAUCCUGAGUUUAAGGCUCAGUGUAGCAGCAAUAUUGUCAUGUCUGCUGAGAGAUAUUCACCGAACAAACGCUGGCAUCUGGAAACAUUAUUUAAAGUUCUUGUUGCUGCUGGAAAUUAUGUUCGUGAUGAUGUGGUGGCCUGCACCAUUCAAUUAAUCUCCGAAGCCCAGACUCAACAGGGAUAUGCUGUGAAUGCCCUGUGGCAUGCCCUAGAACGAGAUACAUUUGAUAAACAGCCUCUGGCCCAGGUUGCCACGUGGUGCAUUGGAGAAUACGGUGAUCUCCUUUUGUAUGGGCCACCUCCAGAGGACAUGGAAGCUCCAGUCAAUCUGACAGAAGAUGAUGUGAUAGAUGUUUACCAACGGCUCCUCUGGAGCCCUCAAAAUACUGUUGUCACCAAACAGUACACUCUCCAGUCUCUGACAAAACUCAGCACAAGAUUCCAACGAGGAAACGAGAAAAUCCGCCAGAUAAUCGACACAUUCGGUAGUAAUUUGCACAUCGAGCUGCAGCAGCGAGGGAUCGAGUUCUCUCAAUUAUUCAGAAAAUACGAUCACUUGAGGCCAGCACUGCUGGAGAGAAUGCCCCCAAUGGAGACAGCUAGACCCCAGGCGAAUGGAAUAAUUGGACUGGUUAAUGGUGAACAAGAUCUCGAGGAUGAAAAACCAGUGGAAACAGCUGUGACACCAGCUAGUGAUUCUAGUGCGCUUUUGGAUCUCCUGGGCUCCUCAGAAUUAUCCCUUCCAACUCUGACGUCUCCAGGGUCUGUGGCAACUCCAGCUGCUGGAAAUAAUGAUCUUCUGGAUCUUCUGGGGGGUCUGGACCUCUCGUCCGCUGGGACAACUGGAAAUGGUAUUGAGGAGGUGACGAGUCCAGUGGGACCUCUCGCAGGAACUGAAGCAAUUUUCAGUUCCACAUCCCCUGGAAAUUUCCUGGUUGAUGGGUUAUUCAGUGCACCUGUUCAAAAUGAAGUGCCAAGUGUUGUAGUUUUGGAUAAAGCUGGACUGAAAAUAAACUUCAAGAUGGAACGGCCAAUGGACAGUCCUGAUCUACUCAUCAUCAAUAUGACUGCUGUCAACUCAGGGGGAAUUCCACUCACUGAUUUCCGAUUUGAAGCUGCGGUUCCCCGAACAUUCCAAUUGCAAAUGCUGCCACCAUCCAGCACUGUUAUCUCACCCUCUGGACAAGUUACUCAAGUGCUGAAAGUCUCGAACAUGAAUUCAGGAAAUCUGCGAAUGCGUCUUCGUAUAUCGUACACAGGGGAUUCAGGUCCAGUCCUCGAGCAGACAGAAGUCAAUAAUUUCCCAGCCCUGGGAUCUCAGUGACAUCUCAUUACCGAUAAUCUUGUAAAUACGCCUGCUUGAAUCGAGCCCAAACCCAAUACACCAUCAAAAAUUAUAGAAAGGAGUAAUUAAUCGUGAUCUUCUUUAGAAACCAUGGGAUAUUAACCUGGAGGACGAUUUUGUCACCCACGAAGAUCGAUCUCAGAGACGAGAAAAAUAAUUAUGUGGAUUCAUUCAGUCUUGGAGUGGUGAGAAUUAAUUAUUCAGGAAAAAGUCCAGAAUUCAAUGAUUAAUUAGAAAAUGAAAUUUCAAUAAUUCAGUAAUUCUCUGACAUUCUUUAGAAACAAUUUGAUUGAUUAAUUCGAUAAUUGAAAGUCUCAGAAUUAAAUAUCCUGAAAAAAUUAACAGUUGCUGAUAGAUAUUCCUCUAGAAUCCCAUUCUUUCUAAAAUUAAACUUUUACCACUUCACUACUUAAUUGAUCAACUAAUCGUUCAAUAAAAAAAAGGCAGGAUGAGGAAUGAGUAAGAAUCACCCUCCAGGCGUAAUUUUUUUUCUACUUUGCUUGUAAUUAACAAAAAAGCUCUGUAUAUACUAGGUAGCUUAUUUCUAACCAGAAGAUUCAGCGGAAAAAAAUAUGAAAGGGAAAAAAAAAGGUUCUGAGAAAAAUAACGAUAAUCUAUGUAUCAACUAGCCAACAUAUUUUUUCUAUGUUUAAUUAUAAACAGAGGAGCUGCGACAUUUUUAAAUUGACUUUUACAACCAGAGGAUUGAAUGUUGAAUUCACUCGAUUUCCCAAGUAUUCUCCUGCCAAAUAAUUAAAAUCAACGUACUUAAUUAAAUUGUUAAUUACUCUCGAUUUUUUUUCUCAUUUCAGUAUGAAAAUUCCCUCCGUCCUUGUAAAUUAAACAAACGAUUACGAAUAAACGUCGAUUCUCUGGUAAUUUAUUAUGGAUUUUAUAAAUUAUUGAGACAAAAUGAAAUUGCUCCCAUAUUAUUUCUUAUCGUUUUAGUUUUAUGAAUGGAUAAUAAUGCGAGUUGAAAAAAAAACUUUCUUUAUAUAAUAUCGUGUAUGAAGUGGAGAUUAUCGUAAGGAAAUGAUGAAUAAUUGAUGAAAAUGAUAUGAAUAAUUGAUAAAAA
Molecule: messenger RNA, 4062 nt
Organism: Fopius arisanus
Lineage: Eukaryota; Metazoa; Arthropoda; Insecta; Hymenoptera; Braconidae
Gene: AP-1gamma
Product: adaptor protein complex 1, gamma subunit
Exons: 13
Coding region: 369-2966 (865 amino acids)
Biological process (GO): intracellular protein transport; Golgi to vacuole transport
Cellular component (GO): Golgi apparatus; AP-1 adaptor complex; membrane coat
Molecular function (GO): clathrin-cargo adaptor activity
Source: RefSeq, a predicted model, not a curated record